Molecule: messenger RNA, 1055 nt
Organism: Indicator indicator
Lineage: Eukaryota; Metazoa; Chordata; Aves; Piciformes; Indicatoridae
Gene: MRPL40
Product: mitochondrial ribosomal protein L40
Exons: 4
Coding region: 1-618 (205 amino acids)
Cellular component (GO): mitochondrial large ribosomal subunit; mitochondrial ribosome
Source: RefSeq, a predicted model, not a curated record
AUGUUGGCAGCCCUGGCAGGCCGGGUGCUCUUUGGAGCUUUGACGGCACCCGAUGGCGCCCGGCUAAGCGCAUGGCUGCCCCAGAUGGCUCCAUUCCGAGGAAGUCACUGGCAGACUUCAGUGCUGGCCUUCAGGGCAUCUCUCCCUAUGAGAGCACAACCAAAGAAGAAGAAGAAGGUGGAUGUAAAGAGAGAGCAGGCACAGAAGGAUCGUAUGAAAAAGAAGAUUAGGAAGUUGGAAAAAGCAGCUGCAGAAAUGAUUCCAAUUGAGGAUUUUGUAACACCAUUUAAGUACUCAGAUGGCAGCAGGGUGCGGAGUCUUCCCCCUCUGUCAUUUGAAGAGACAGAAAGAAGAGUUCUACUUCUGAAAAAGUGGUCUGUGUUUAAGCAGAAACAAGACGAGGCAGAGAAGAAAGCAAUUCAGACUCUUGUGGAAGCUCAGCAAGAGGCACUAAAGGAAUUGCGCCUUGAAUCGGAGGAGCUGUAUCAGGCAGCAAUCAAACGAGACCAGGGGCUUUUCCCCUUCGAGAGCAAUGGGCCCAGUUACACCCCCCCACUGCCUGGCUAUGAUCCUCCCGAGGGAAAAUGCAUUGAUAUCACCAAAGUGUAUACACAGUGAGGGAGGAGUUGGUUCUUCAUAUGGCAUGAGCUACUCAGCCAACUGAAGGAGAUAAGAAUAAACAAUUCCUUCUGCAGGUUGUGGUACUGCAGGUGUCUGACUGUCCACAUAUUAAUGAAAGUAAUAAGGCACCCAGCACCACUAUGCUGGCUUACAUUUGUGCCAUGCUAGAAUUUCACACAGCAGUUUAUCUUCCUGGGCUUGUAUCACUCAUCUGUCAAUAUAUUCCUGAGCAGCUCUUUUUUGUUGUUGCUGUUGUUGUUCUGCACAAACAAUAACUUAGAAGAUUCCUGUGCUGUGAGGAAAGAAGGUCAGUCAUCCCACCAGAGCCUUUACUAUAAGGGGAGAUGGCAGUUUACUGACUUUGUCAAUUUCACUGGAGUACUUUUGCAUCUAAGAGGGAAAAACAGAUGGAAAAUACACUGUGGCAAAGCCAA